Molecule: messenger RNA, 1287 nt
Organism: Rotaria sp. Silwood2
Lineage: Eukaryota; Metazoa; Rotifera; Eurotatoria; Philodinida; Philodinidae
Source: the annotation of a GenBank genome assembly
AUGCUUUCAUGCAUUUAUCUUUGUCAAAAUGAUAAUUCUCUGAACAAUAUUGAGCUAUUGUGUAUUUUGCUUGAAAAAUUAGGAGUAAAUCUUCUACCAGCUGAAGUUUCAGGAGUAACUUAUCGUAAUGAUACAGCUGCGUUAUGUUUUGUACAACAUAUUGCUACUGUUUUACAUCAAGAAUUAGUUGAGAAAAUGAAGAAUAGUACUGCUCUGGGCUGGAUGUUGGAUGAAUCAACAUCCAGAACUAAUGAAAAAUCCUGUAUCAUUUAUGCCCGUUAUAUUGAAAAUUAUGAACCUAAAACAGCGUAUUAUGGGCUGUUAAACUUGGAUGGUGAUGGUAGUGCUGGUAAUAUUAUUAAAGCAUUAACCAGUAUGUGGGAGAAAGAUGGUCUUCAUCCAAUUAACUUCUGUUGGUUAGCCACGGAUAAUGCAGCAACGUUCACUGGUAAGCAUCACGAAGGUGUUAUUGCAAAACUCAAGCGUCAUUUAUCUGCAGAAUGGUUAGAAUCAACUCCAUGUGUUACUCAUUCGUUUACAGUUGUUGGUAGUGAAGCAUCUUAUUUACAAAGGUCUAUUGAAAAUCAAAAACCCACUCGUUCUGAAUCUGUUGUUAAACUAGAAGCGACGAUUACUGACAUUUAUAAUUAUUUUGGAAGAAGCAGUAAUCGUCAAUUUAGAUUGAAGUCUUGGCAGGCAUUUAUGGAAAUGCCAGAACUAAAAAUGAAAAAAAUAUUUGGUAUUCGAUGGUUAUCUCUUGGUGGAUGUAUUAAGCCAAUCGUCGAUAAUGUUUAUCCAGGUUCACAAGCACUUUUAACUUCCCUUCAACAAAUUGUGUUGGACAUCGAUUCAUCUAACAUAGAGCGUGAAAAUGCUAAAAGAUUAUUAACCUCGAUUUUAGAAGAUGAAUUUUUAUUUCUGUUGCAUAUGCAUCAUGAUUUACAUGAAAUCGUAUUAAGUCCUAUAACUAAGAUUAUGCAACACGGCAACCGUUCAUAUUUUAGUUUGAUGGAAACUAUAGCUGAAAAAAGGAAAAUUUUGAGCUAUUGGGCAUCUGAAUCAUCAUUGAUUAUGGGUCCAGCAUUAGGUGAUUACAUCGAAUCUACAGAAUUAGGAUCUUUUGGUGGAUUUAAAAUCAAAUUAGGUGAUAGAAAAACGUUUCGAAAAGAUUGUCGUGAACAUGUAGACCGAUUGAUUCAACAAUUAGAUAAACGUUUUAAGCCUUCUAUGGUACAAGAAAGCUUAUCUACAGGGCGUUCCAAAAGUCCGGUCGAAAAAAAAAUGUAA